AUGGAUUUUACAAUACCAAUGACUAAAGAAGAUAAUACACCAACAUCUGAUUCUUCUUUAUUAAUUUCAAAUCCUUCAAAUAAAAAUAAUAAUGAUGAUAAUAAUCACGAAACCAAUGAUCAUCAACAGUACCAUCACCACCAUCAUCACCAUAAUAAUAAUAAUAAUAAAAAGAAACCACCAUUAGAAGAACCACUAUCAUCGACUAGGAUUGAAUCAACUAUUGAAUAUCCUCCAUCAACUAUUUUUGAUAAUAAUAGUAAUUUAAAUAGUAAUAUAAUUAAUAGCGCAUUUAGUAGUAGUACAGCAUCAACUGUUAGUGGCGGUAAAAGUGACCUAUCAGGUACAAUCGAUUCAACAUUAGAUAUUACUACUAAUAAUAAUAAUAAUAAAAGUAUUAAUAAUGAAGAAGAUGAUGAUGAAUCCACAUUACCAGAGCAACAACAACAACCACCACCACAACAAAAAAAAGAUUCACCAACUAAACAACAACAACAUCAUUUGGAUGACGCUAACAAUGUUCUUACAUUGAUUCCAAAUUUAAUAACACCAAAGAAAAUUGUAAAAAAUAUUUCAAAUAAAUUAAUUGAACCAAAUUUAUCAGAUGAAGAAAAUGAUAGUGAAAAUGAAAUUGAAAACAAAGAAAAAGAUCAAACAAAUGGUGAUAACGAUAAUGAUAAAACACUUGAUGACAUUCAAGUUGAAGUACCAGAGGAUUUGCUAAAAGAAAAACAACAACAUCCCCUCCAAAAAGAAACAAUAAAAAAAGAUCAAACAAAUGUUGAUAAUGACAAUGAUAAAACACUUGAUGACAUUAAAGUUGAAGAAACUGAGGAUUUGCUAAAAGAAAAACAACAACAACAACAACAACACGCCCACCAAAAAGAAACAAUAAAGAAAGAUCAAAAAGAUAAUAAUAAAGAAGAAGAAGAAAAAGAAGAGGAAUUUAUAAUACAAAAGAAAUCUGCUAGUGGCAAUUCGAAUUUCUAUUCAUAUCAUGAGUUAAACAAUAGUAAAAGAAAACAACCUGAUAAUACUAAUAAUGAAAUUAUUGAAAAUAAUGAAAAUGAUUCAGUAAUAGAUUCUGAUUUUAUUCAAUCAAAGAAAAUAAAACUCUCAACAACUGAUUCAACCGCCGCCACCAACACCAAUACCACCACCACUACCACUACCACCACUACAACCGCAACAAAAAUACCAAAAAUACCAAAACAAACUAAAAAGACUGGUGCAGGAUCAACUAAGAAAAUGUUAGGAGGCACUAAAAAAAUUGAAGAGGAAAUUAAAGGUCCAUUGGAUUUAGCUCAAAGACAAUCACAAGAUGAAAAUGAAAAUAUUUUACCACCAAAACCAACAAAUCGUAAAAUAUUAAUAAAUAAUAACAACGAUAAUGUAGACGAUAAUCAAACUGAAAAAUCAACGAAAAAAUUAAAAAAAUUAAUUGAACCAGAAUUCAAUGAUAGCGAAAAUGAAACAACAAAUAAUAAUAGUAAUAAUAAUAAUAAUAAUAAUAAUAAUAAUAAUAAUAAUAAUAAUGGUGAUAAUGAUAAUAAUGAUAAUAAUAUUGAUAGCGAUGAAAGUAGUGAAAUAGAAAAUGAAAAUGUUAAAAAGAUUCAAAAAAAAAAAUUAAAAGAUAGAAAAAAAGAAAAAGUUAUUCAACAAGCACCUGAAGAAAUUAUUGAACCAGAUCAUAAUACAAGUGUUGAAAUUGAAUAUAUAAGCGCAAAUGAAGAUGAUGGAAAAAAGACAAAACCAAAGAAAUCAAAAACAACAAAAUCAAAAACAAAAAAAUCAAAAACAAUCAAACCAAAAAUUAUUGAAAAUCAAGAUGAUGAUGAUGAUGAUGAUGAUGAAUCUACAGAUUUAGAACAAGAUGAUUCAAAACAUGUAAAUAAAAAUGAUAGUGAUUAUGAAGAAGAAGAGGAGGAAGAAAAAGUUAAAAUUAAAAAAAAUAAAAAUAAAAAUGAUAGUGAUUAUGAAGAAGAAGAGCGAGAAGAAGAAGAAGAAGAAGAAGAAAAAGUUAAAAUUAAAAAAAAUCAAAAAUCAAAAACCAAGAAAAAUAAAUUAAAAAAGAGUGAAUUAUUUAAAGGUUUCAAUUUUAUAGUUACAGGUAUUCAAGAAUCUGAUGAAAUUAGUGAAAUGAUAAGUAAUGGUGGUGGUAAAAUUCAUUCAUUGGCACAAUUCUUUUCAUUGGGUGGUAGUGCAAAAUUGAAAAGAUUUUGUAUUGCUGGUGAUAGUCCAACUACAACUAUCAAGUAUAUUAGAUCAGUUAUUGAGGGUGUACCAUGUUUGAAUUAUGAAUGGAUAGUUGAUUCAAUUAAACAGGCGGAAAUAUUGGAGACCGAUGAUUACCUAUUACCAAUUGGCUACUCUGUAUUAAGUAAUAAGCCAAUUGAAUUUAACCAACAAUUCAAUUGUUGUGGAAUUUUCAAUGAUUUUCGUAUUGAACUAUUCACAACCAAUAAAAAAUCAACAUUCAAAGACGAUUGGUCUGUAAUCUUAAAGAAAUGUGGUGCUAUCAUAGUUCAACGUAUGUUAAGUACAAGUUGUGGUAAAAUUGAUGCAAUCUUAAUCGAAGGUACUAUGGGCUCUUAUUUACUUCAACAAGUUUCCACAAAUUUAAAUAUUCCAAUUUUAUCAAUCUUUUGGGUAAUUCAAUCAAUACUUCAUCAAAGAAAAUUACCAUUUGAUGCUCAUCCAUCAUUUUUAGUUAAUUCAAAUUAA
Dictyostelium discoideum AX4 is the source of this 2724-nucleotide messenger RNA. RefSeq lists its product as hypothetical. The transcript has a single exon. Gene Ontology annotation, biological process: chromatin organization. The coding region runs from base 1 to 2724 and encodes 907 amino acids. Gene Ontology annotation, cellular component: nucleus. Lineage: Eukaryota; Evosea; Eumycetozoa; Dictyosteliales; Dictyosteliaceae. The record is from RefSeq and is a predicted model, not a curated record.